Molecule: messenger RNA, 795 nt
Organism: Acaulospora morrowiae
Lineage: Eukaryota; Fungi; Glomeromycota; Glomeromycetes; Diversisporales; Acaulosporaceae
Source: the annotation of a GenBank genome assembly
AUGAAAAUUGAAACGAAGUUAGUGACAGACAAAGGUCUUCACACUCUUCAAACAUCAGUACAGUUUCAUGGAGGAUAUGUUCGUAAUAGCUACAAUAAUUGUGAAGAGGUAAAUGAAAGAGUAUCAAAAUUUAUCUUCGAACAAAACAAGCCCAAGGAUGAUAAUGAUGAAAGCGACGAGAUCGACAAGUUCUUUAAAAGUCCCACCGAAAAAAAAUCGUCCAAUCUAUUUUCGAAAAAAAUGGACAACUCAAUCAAGAAAUGGCGAAAAUUAAGCAGUGAACGAGGCAUUGCCAACAAAACGGAUGACAAGAAAGACAAGCUCGAUGAAGCACAAGGCUCCCCUACAUCUGAGGAGGAAGAUUCAGAUUACGUACCAAGUGACAAUGAGGAUCAGAAUCCUCCACCAUUGCUGACAUCAUCACAGUUCAAGUGUUUUGAUGAAUCCUACGCAAAAAUGAAAAAGACUCAAAAAUGGAUUCUAUCAACUGGAACGUGCGUCGAGGAUGCUAUCUUCGAGCAUUGCAGUAAAUUAUCAGCUGAAUCACUUCUACAUUCAUGGAUCGUUGAUUUGGAUGAUCAGGAGGCAGAGGCACUAUUUACAGUUAAAGAAUGGAAAGAAAUACGCAGUGAAAUCAGAAGGUUACCAAAGGUUGACGAAACCUUUGUUGAGUCAUUGAUGCGAUUUGCCAAUGUUAAGACUACAAGUGAGCUAAGACACAUCCUAGAAACAACAUCCUACCGAAAUAUGGAUGAGCCUUAUGACCGAGAGAAACACUAUGAUGCUGAAUGGUAA